Messenger RNA from Triticum dicoccoides, 508 nucleotides. RefSeq lists its product as uncharacterized. NCBI's taxonomy places the organism in Eukaryota, Viridiplantae, Streptophyta, Magnoliopsida, Poales, Poaceae. The transcript has 2 exons. Bases 27 to 383 code for a protein of 118 amino acids. The record is from RefSeq and is a predicted model, not a curated record.
AGUGCAAGAACCAAACGAGAAAGAAAAUGGCGGCCACAAAAGCAGCAGUGAUAAAGUUGUCGGUCCUCCUCCUGGCGAUGAGCCAGCUCGUCCACAUGGCGACGCCAACGGCGGAUCCAAUGACUACUGCAUCAUCGUCUCUACUGGUUACGAGCGUCUCCGGCCCUUCCGAGGGGGAAGUCCAUCCUAAACCCAGCCACAUCAGGGAAGAGAAGGUGUUGCUCGAUGCGCCCAAGCCCAGCAUCCCUGUUCCUCCGCCCCCUCCCCACCUCGUCCUACCGUGCAUGGGAAGAGCGUGUGUUGAUCUCACGGCCGGGGAUGAUCAAAGUCAAGUGCAGCUGGAGCUCCAGGUGACCAAAACAAAAAGAAAUAAAAGUCCCUAGCAUCCUCUGUAUUGCAGUACUCGAUCGUUGUGAUCGACUGAUGGAAUAAAAUAAGCGUGAUCUUGUUCGUAUUUCGUUUUGCCUGCAAUGGAUGUUGAAAUUGUGAAAGUGACAGUAGUACUUCA